Messenger RNA from Nycticebus coucang (slow loris), 4422 nucleotides. It is a transcript of the gene ZNF454, whose product is annotated as zinc finger protein 454. Bases 1066 to 2640 code for a protein of 524 amino acids. The record is from RefSeq and is a predicted model, not a curated record. Gene Ontology annotation, biological process: negative regulation of transcription by RNA polymerase II; central nervous system development. The transcript is spliced from 4 exons. Gene Ontology annotation, cellular component: nucleus. Lineage: Eukaryota; Metazoa; Chordata; Mammalia; Primates; Lorisidae. Gene Ontology annotation, molecular function: RNA polymerase II cis-regulatory region sequence-specific DNA binding; DNA-binding transcription repressor activity, RNA polymerase II-specific.
CAGUCCCGGCUGCGGACUCCGCUCAUUGUGUCCGGACUGACAUGUGGAGGCCGCGUUCUCUCGCUGCCGGCAGGGGCUCCUCCGAGGGCAGCCCAGGGGCGACCAGGCCUAGUGGCCACGCCGCAGGGCGACAGCGGGCGCGGUCGUGGGGCGGCCGGGCCUGGGGAGAAGGGUGGAGGGAAGGCUAGGAGGGCCGGGUCCUGCUGCCUUCUGAAGGACGCUGGUCUGAUUUCCCAAACUUCCCGAAAUGUGUGUCCAAGGUUCGAUUCCAAGCAGAGAGGGGAGGACAGCCGGUGUGGGCAUCUCGGGUUUGGGGCGCAGGCCUGUGAGUGCACGUGGAGGAGGAGGGGGUCGGCGCCUCCCGGUGUCUUGGAGCAGAUCCGAGAACCCGGUUCACGCUCAGGGGUGGCUCCAAGUCCUGAGUGGGGAUCUCGCCGGGGCGGGGGCACCGGCCGUGCAGCCUGCGGCCGCUCAGACUUCUCACCUCCUCGCCCCGACACACAAGUGCGCGCUCCUGGCACACCUCUGACUCCAGGUCACCCACCCUGGGCCCAGGGAACGAGAAGCCUGAGGCCAGAGAAGGGGCUUGCCUGAAAGACUCGGACAGUGAAGAUCCUCCUUGUUAGCCCCCUCCCUCCCUCUUCCUCCCCUCGCCGCCUUAGGCAGCGGUUCCAGGAGGAGACACAGUUCUCUUGAGACCUCACAGAGGCCAAGAGUGGGUAGAAAGCGUGAAAAUUGGGGCUGGAAAGGGAGGACGUGGAGAAUCUAACAGGAAAAAGCAGUCGUGUGGUGAGUUGUCACUCUCCAGUGAAGGCAAGCAGAAGUCCCUCGGCAGCUGGAGAAAGAACUGGGAGCAAAAAGGACCAAAGAAUUGCCUGCUAGGGGUACAGGAAACUUCGAGUGUGAAUGCCGGCAGUGGCUCAGGACUGCUGCCUGAUCUUCUGACCCAGUCCUCUCUCGCAGGUGUGUGGACGCUGCCGGCCUGAGGCAUCCUGCAGGUGCUGAGCCCCACACCUCCCUGGCUGCCGGUCCUUCGCCUGUCUGUAAGAGGCGCCUCAGUAGAGAAUGGCCGUCAGCCACCUGCCAACCACAGUGCAGGAAUCCGUGACCUUCAAGGAUGUGGCUGUGCUCUUCACCCGUGAGGAGUGGGGGCACCUGAGCCCCGCCCAGAGGACCCUCUACCGGGAUGUGAUGCUGGAGAACUACAGCCACUUGGUCUCACUGGGACUCUUAGGACCCAAACCAGACAUGUUUUCUCAGAUGGGAAAAGGAGAAGAAUGGAUGCCAGAGGAUGCCUUGGGAGGCUUCUGUCUUGACUGGAUGGCUGUGCCUGUGAGUAGGAAAUCUUUCAAGGCAGGUAUCCCUGAAGAACUGGAUCAAUGGACACUGAAGGAGAGAUUCAGUAGAGGCAGUGACUGGAAAUGUGCUGUCCUGCUGGAAUGCCAGUGUGGGGACCAGGACACCAGUUUACAACAAGUGUCUCCUACUCUCCAGAGCACCCCAUCUGGGCUGAGUAGUCAGAAGUGUGGUGCAUCUGGGAAGGGCUGCACCGUGAGCUCCUCUCUCAUACAAAGUCAGGGGUUUCAGCCUCACGAAAAAGCCUUUGAGUGUAGUGAGUGUGGAAAAGUCUUCUCUAAGAGUUCAACUCUUGAAAAACAUCAGAAAAUUCAUACUGAACAAAAUACAAGUCAGAAAACUCAUAUUAAAGAGAAACGAUAUGAGUGUCGAGAAUGUGGGAAAGCCUUUCACCAGAGUACACACCUCAUUCAUCACCAAAGAAUUCACACUGGUGAGAAACCCUAUGAAUGUAAGGAAUGUGGGAAGGCCUUUUCGGUGAGCUCCUCACUCACGUACCACCAGAAGAUUCAUACUGGAGAGAAACCUUUCGAAUGCAACUUAUGUGGAAAAGCUUUUAUCCGAAACAUACACCUUGCACAUCAUCAUAGAAUACAUACUGGAGAAAAACCUUUCAAAUGUAAUAUAUGUGAAAAAGCCUUCGUGUGCAGGGCACAUCUUACCAAACAUCAGAAUAUUCAUAGUGGAGAGAAACCCUAUAAAUGUAAUGAAUGUGGGAAAGCCUUUAAUCAGAGUACCAGUUUUCUGCAGCAUCAGAGAAUUCACACUGGAGAGAAACCCUUUGAAUGUAAUGAAUGUGGAAAGGCCUUCAGGGUGAACUCUUCCCUUACUGAACAUCAGAGAAUUCAUACUGGAGAGAAGCCUUACAAAUGUAAUGAAUGUGGGAAAGCCUUCAGGGAUAAUUCCUCCUUUGCACGACAUCGGAAAAUUCACACUGGAGAGAAACCUUACAGAUGUGGGUUGUGUGAGAAAGCCUUCAGGGACCAAUCAGCCCUUGCCCAGCAUCAGAGAAUUCAUACCGGGGAAAAACCUUAUAUAUGUAAUAUAUGUGAAAAAGCCUUCAGCGACCAUUCAGCCCUUACCCAACAUAAGAGAAUUCAUACUAGAGAAAAACCUUACAAUUGUAAGAUCUGUGGGAAAGCCUUUAUCCGAAGCACACACCUCACUCAACACCAGAGGAUUCACACAGGAGAGAAACCCUAUAAAUGUAAUAAAUGUGGGAAGGCUUUUAACCAGACCGCAAACCUCAUUCAGCAUCAGAGACAUCAUAUUGGAGAGAAGUAAUACAAACACAGUUUGGCAGAGCUUCGAGACUGAACAUAAGAGAAUCCAGGUUAGAGAAUGACUGAAAGCUUACACCAAGAUAGUCACUUUAUUUGAUAAGAGUCACAUUUCACAGUAUUGUGAGUUUGAAAAUUUAAGAAUGGCAAACACUCAGUCUUUAGUGCUUCCUCCAGUGAAUAGCAGUUAAGAGAAACUAUAAAAUUGUAAAAAUUAAGGUUGAAUCGUAUGCAGAAGAACAAAAAACUAAAAAGGUCAACAAGCAUUCCACUGUCCUGGAUUCUCACAUAAGAGGGUUGCCGCCUUUCAUGGAAACCACAGUUCUCACCCACCUCCUGAUACGCACUGUAAAAAGAAAUGCAGCCACUAUGCAGCAGCCAGGAGUUACCUACUGGGCUUCUCACCUUCUACUUCAAACCAGCUUUUGUCAGAUCUCUGACCUGUGUGUCCCCUACAUACUACCUAUAUUGUCCUGGGACACUCUUCUGACUCAGCAACUCCUUACUGUUCACACUGGGUCACUUGUGCCGCAUUUGCCCUGGAGAGUGUGAUGACCUUAUCUUAGCAUCAACCACCAUUCUGGACAGUGUACCCAAACCUAGCUUUCAGGACUUAGGAUUUCUGUCUGGGAGACAAAAUUGAAUGACAAUUUUCAAGUUACUCAGUUCCUUUAGGCCUCAGCUUGAGUCUAACCCUGGGAUGGCCCCUACCCUGCUGUGGUCUUGCACUGUAAUUGGUUCCUCAGUGCACGUCUGUCAGGCUUAUCCUGUUGUGUGAGGAUCCCACCUGCCUGGUGGGAAUUCCAGGACACUUACACCUCUGACUUUUCCUUCUGUGCAGUUGACAUGAGGUGAGAUCCCCAAGGCCAGCUCUCAAAAUGCUUGACCUACUGUUUCCCAUUGGCUGUAUGGUGCUGCGCUGUGUCCCCUAUAUGCGAGUUUAUAUAGUGUGCUUGCUACUCCCAGAACACAGCUACUCCUGCCUGGUCCUUCCCCACUUUAGUCUGGAUUUCUUAAGGUAUUGAUGCUGUGUGCACAGGAGAGCAGUGAGCUUUGGAUUUCUGCUUCUGCAUUUGAAAGUGGUCAUUUCCUCCAUCUGGGUAUGCUACUACUUACAAGGCUGCUGUUCUGACAGUGGUAAACAACAUGUUGAGCAAUUCCAUGGGUCAAGAAGUGGUUGGUGGGCCGGGCAUGGUAGCUCACACCUGUAAUCUAGCACUCUGGGAGGCCAGGGGUAGUGGAUCACUGAGCUCCAGAGUUCAAGACCACCCUGAGCAAAAUAGACCCUAUCUCUACUAAAAAUAGAAAAAUUAGCCCCAUGUUGUGCCAGAUACCUGUAGUCUCAGCUACUCAAGAGCCUGAGGAAAGAGGAUUGCUUGAGCCCAGGAGUCUGAGGUUCCUGUGAGCUACAAUGAUGCCACAGCACUCAACUGAGGGCAACAGAGUUAGGGGACAGAAACUAGAUUUAGGUCACUUUGGCUUCAAAGCUGCUGGAAGCUUCUAACCUAGAGUCCAUUGAGUUUAAAGCCCAAGUGACCCAAAUCUAGCUUUCAUCUUUACUAGAUGCCACCAGCAUCUCCUGUUAGGUAUUAGUAACUCAUAGUUAUCCCUUAUCUCUAAAUUAAGAAAAAAAAAAGUGGUCAGUGGCACCAUUGACAUCUGGCACAGACUGGCCCCUGCCUAAAAGUGUGAGUGAUACGCAGGUCCUCAGUGCAGUGUGCUCCCCAUCUCUAAUCUGCUGUGCCUCAGUGGACACCACAGAAAUAAAAGCAUCCAUGGGCCUGGG